Messenger RNA from Spea bombifrons (plains spadefoot toad), 1299 nucleotides. Its product is annotated as gastrula zinc finger protein XlCGF17.1-like. Gene Ontology annotation, cellular component: nucleus. Bases 128 to 985 code for a protein of 285 amino acids. The record is from RefSeq and is a predicted model, not a curated record. The transcript has a single exon. Lineage: Eukaryota; Metazoa; Chordata; Amphibia; Anura; Pelobatidae. Gene Ontology annotation, molecular function: RNA polymerase II cis-regulatory region sequence-specific DNA binding; DNA-binding transcription factor activity, RNA polymerase II-specific. Gene Ontology annotation, biological process: regulation of transcription by RNA polymerase II.
CUCAAGCUCACUAAAAGAAAAUUGCGGCGAUCGUUCUAACCCUUCAGGGUGCAUUCAGGUUACGGAUAUUGUGAAGAUUGAGGAUGGCGGGGGGUUUAGGAGCGACGCGGAGCUGCCCGGUACGUUGAUGACGUAUCGCUGUCCUAAUAGUGACUCGGAGUUUGUGAAGCAUCAGGCGGCUCACAAGGAAAAGAGGUUUUCUUGUUCUUACUGCGGGAAAUGCUUCUCGACCAACGCAAAACUGACUGCCCAUCAGAAGACGCACGCGGGAAAGAGGCCGUUUUCCUGUCCCGAUUGCGGGAAGAGCUUUAUUAGGAACUCUGAUCUCACUAGACACAAGAAAAUUCACGCGGGAGACAGGCCGUUCCCCUGCUCCGUGUGCGAGAGACGUUUUACCCAAAAAUCCGAUCUGGCGAAGCACCAGAGCAUCCACACGGGGGAGAAGCCGUUCGCCUGCUCCGAAUGCGGGAAAUGUUUCUGUCAGCGCCGCUACCUUAAUAAACACAUGCAGAUCCACGCGGACGACAAGCGAUUCUGUUGCUCUGAAUGCGGGAAGUGUUUUUCUCAGCAGUGCUAUCUUUACAAGCAUAUGAGGCAUCACAAGAGAGACGGGCGGUUCUCCUGCUCCGUGUGCGGGAGAUGUUUUAUCCAAAACGCCGAUCUCGUGAAGCACCAGAAGCUGCACGAGGGGGAGAAGCCGUUCAUCUGCUCCGAAUGCGGGAGGCGUUUCUCUCAGCUAUGCUCGCUUUCUAAACAUAUGAGGUGUCACACGGUCGACAGGCCCUUCCCGUGUCCUGAAUGCGGGAAAUGCUACGCUCAAGUCUCGGAUCUGGCGAGACACCGGAAGACUCACAUGUCGGAGAGGCCGUUCUUGUGUCUCAAGUGCGGGAAAGGGUUCCUUCAGAGCUCUGAUCUUCUCAAACACCAGAGGGUCCACAAGAGAGAGAAGCUUCAGCCUCCAACGCCAAAGACGCUCUGCGUGUGACAAAUGAGUUUAUUCUGGUUAAAUACACGCGUGAUACACGCAGAGGAGAAGAAAGUGUGCUAAGCAUGCUCUAAACGUUUUAUUUGUACAUCAGAGCGUCUUCAAUAUUGAGGUCCCUGUGGUUCCUAUCAUGGCAAUAAAUGUAAUGUAAUACCUCCUCCGGGGUAACUUAAGCUCUUGCUUCAUCUACUUCUGGCUGAGUUGGACCAACUGCAACACCGCCGAACAGUCACUCAAAGUAAAAGAGGUUUGUUUUUGUCAAUCAAAUCUGACGUAGAAUCCUGUUUGUAACCGAUGACGUACCCGGUACAUCA